This is a messenger RNA of Penicillium lagena, 999 nucleotides long. RefSeq names its product putative short chain dehydrogenase/oxidoreductase. Gene Ontology annotation, molecular function: oxidoreductase activity, acting on NAD(P)H, oxygen as acceptor. NCBI's taxonomy places the organism in Eukaryota, Fungi, Ascomycota, Eurotiomycetes, Eurotiales, Aspergillaceae. The transcript is spliced from 2 exons. The record is from RefSeq and is a predicted model, not a curated record. Bases 1 to 999 code for a protein of 332 amino acids. Gene Ontology annotation, cellular component: intracellular anatomical structure.
AUGUCUUUCUCCCUCCCCCGUAUCAUGGCCGCUGUGCGGCCACGUUUUGCGGGUGCCGCCGUCACUGCGCCGCGAGUUCUGUCUUCGUCCUCGACUCGUCUCUACUCCUCCACCAAAAGCGCAUACAACCCCCAGGACAUCCAGAACAUCUCGCACAACCCAGACCACAUCCAGUCGAAGCUGCCGCCCAAGAAGUUCCUGCGCAACGCGAAUCGCUUCCGCGAGUUUGAUAUGGAGGACCGCGUGUACGCCAUCACCGGUGGCGGCCGUGGAUUGGGAUUGUCGAUGGCCGAGGCCUUGAUUGAAGCGGGCGCAAAGGUCUACUGCCUGGACCGCCUCGAGGCGCCCCCCGCCGAAUUCUUCGCGGCCAAGGAGCGCGCGGCCACCGAGUACGGCGGCGCACUAGAGUACAUCCGCAUCGACGUGCGCAACGUGACGGAAGUCAACGACACCUUUGCGGCGAUUGCGGCUCAGAACGAGCGCCUGGACGGCCUGAUCGCCGCGGCGGGCAUCAACCACCUGCAGAGCGCGCUGGAACACUCGCAGCAAGCCCUGGACGACGUGAUGAGCAUCAACUACAACGGCGUGUUCAACUCGGCCACCGCGGCCGCUCGCCAGAUGUUCAACUACCAGCAGAAGGGCUCCAUUCUGCUCGUGGCCUCCAUGAGCGGCCUCAUCGCCAACAAGGGCAUGACCUCGCCCGUCUACAACUCGUCCAAGGCUGCCGUCAUCCAGCUGGCCCGCUCGCUCGCUAUGGAAUGGGGCCGCCACGGCAUCCGGGUCAACUCGCUCUGCCCGGGCCACAUCAUCACCCCCAUGGUUGAGGAUGUCUUCCAGCAGAACCCCGCUGCCCGCGCAACCUGGGAGGCUGAGAACAUGCUUGGCCGUCUGGCUAUGCCGGAGGAGUUCCGCGGCGCGGCCCUCUUCUCCCUUUCCGACGCCAGCAGCUUCAUGACCGGUACCACCAUGGUCAUCGACGGUGGUCACACCGCAUGGUAA